Molecule: messenger RNA, 674 nt
Organism: Rhipicephalus microplus (southern cattle tick)
Lineage: Eukaryota; Metazoa; Arthropoda; Arachnida; Ixodida; Ixodidae
Product: ninjurin-2
Biological process (GO): tissue regeneration; cell adhesion
Cellular component (GO): membrane
Source: RefSeq, a predicted model, not a curated record
UGCGUCGCCGUCACGCGCGCGUCGGCCGAGCCGGUGUAGGAGUCGGUCGGCGCCUUCCACUCGGAGAAGCCCGUCCCGCCGCCCACAUGGACGCCGUACGCCGACAACUGGGCCUGGAGGACAGCGUCGUCGGGGGAGGCGACAUGGGCUCCGAGAGGGGUCGCAGUGGCUUCCCACUGGACAUGAACAUGUACGCGACUCGCAAGACCCUGGCCCAGGGCAUGCUCGACUUGGCGCUGCUGUCGUCCAACGCGUGUCAGCUGCGACGCGUGCUGUCGGCACCGCCGGGGCAGCGCUACCACGGCACGUGCGUCGCCUUCCUCGCUCUCUCCAUCUCCUUCCAGCUGCUCGCGGGCCUUCUGCUAGUGCUGCUCGGGAGAUGGAACAUCAACUGUCCCUGGGAGCAGCGCAAGGCUGACCUGUUGAACAAUGUGGUCGUGCUGCUCACCUUCCUCAUCAGCGUCGUAAACGUGCUGCUCUCCGCGUUCGCGCCAGACUCGCUGCUGGGCGACCACGGCGUGCACCACGCGCAGCACGCCGCCGGGGACUGGGUAGCGCAGCGUCACUGAGACCGGUAUUUGCCAUUUGGCGGCUAUGUGCCGUGCUGGCUUUAAACGAACAUUGUAACUAUCUUUCCCGUACACUCGACAAGUAAACAGAAUGGUCGAACUACA